AAGCCAUCAGGGGAUUCCCUUCCUCCGCAGCCUCUGUGCAUACACUGCAUAGAAAAGUCUUUUUUUUUGUUGGUGCUCCAGGGCUGCGCUGGGCUAAGGAUGCAAAUCUGCAGGGGACGUUUCCUGGGGAUCUCAGUGGCCAUAGCACAUGGGGUGUUCUCAGGUUCUCUGAACAUCCUGCUGAAGUUUCUCAUCAGCAAGUAUCAUUUUUCCUUCCUGACCCUAGUGCAGUGUAUGACCAGCUCCACCGCAGCCAUCACCUUAGAAGUUCUCAGACGAUGUGGGAAGAUCUCGGUGCCCCCCUAUGGCUUGAGUCUUGCUCGGAUGUUCGCUGGGGUCACCAUCCUCUCCACUCUGCAGUCCAGCCUCACGCUCUGGUCCUUAAGGGGACUCAGCCUUCCCAUGUAUGUGGUGUUCAAGCGAUGUCUGCCCUUGGUCACUCUAUUAAUUGGAGUACUGGUGCUGAGGAACGGGAUCCCCUCCAUAGGAGUGCUGGUGGCUGUCUUCAUCACCACCUGUGGUGCAGCUUUGGCAGGUGCUGGUGACUUGAGUGGCGAACCUGUAGGCUACAUAACCGGAGUGCUGGCUGUAUUAGUUCAUGCUGCUUACCUAGUAAUUAUUCAGAAGACUAGUACAGAUAGUGAUUAUGGA
This is a messenger RNA of Staurois parvus, 651 nucleotides long. The record is from the annotation of a GenBank genome assembly. NCBI's taxonomy places the organism in Eukaryota, Metazoa, Chordata, Amphibia, Anura, Ranidae.